GUUCGUGCUGUUAUACCACAGUAUUUUUGGGCUUUUACUUUGAAUUUUCACCUUCUCCCAUGCAAAAGUCGAGACCGGAAGCGACCGUCUAUAUUUAGGCUAGUUUAACGCUGCUACUCUGCUCCUCAUUGCCACUACCCUGACACUGCUGUAAUACUUCAAAACAACGGAGAUAGCUUCACACGUUUAUUAUUGGAUUUCUGCGGUUGGUAAAAACACUUUUCACGUGGAAUUAUUUGGAAUGGAGAGACAUGACUCGUGUUCAGAGUGGCCUGUUGAACGACAACAUGAGGACUGUUUGAGCGAGUCCACUCAAGAACGCUGUCCCGUCAAUUUCCCUGUAGCUGUAGUAUUGCCAGCCGCAGGCUCCGGCGAGAGAACCGGACUCUCCACACCGAAACAAUUCUGCAGGAUUCUUGGAAGGCCUUUGAUCAGUUACACAAUUCAUGCCUUUGAGAGAGUGUGUUGGAUUGACAAUAUUGUUGUUGUGGUUGCCAAGGAGAGUCACGACAUGAUGGCAGACAUUCUUCACAAAUACAACCACACCAAAGUCAAAAUAGUGGAAGGAGGACCAACCAGACAUCGGUCCAUUUUCAACGGAUUGCUGGCCUUCAGUGAACCAGGAGUUGGUCCCAAAUUGCAGAAACCAAAGGUGGUCAUCAUCCAUGAUGCUGUCCGGCCAUUCCUUGAAGAGGACUUCCUCCUUAAGAUAACACUGGCUGCCAAAGAGCAAGGGGCCUCAGGAGCUGUGCGCCCACUUGUCUCCACAGUGGUGGCAGCAACCACAGGGGGAUGCCUCGACUACUCCCUUGAGAGGGCCAAAUACAGAGCCAGCGAGACGCCACAGGCUUUUAUUUAUGAUAUCAUCUACCAGGCUUACCAGCAAUGUAGCGAGGCAGAAUUUCAGUUCGGCACAGAAUGCUUGGAUUUGGCUCUGCAGCACUGUGGCACCAGAGCCCAACUGAUUGAGGGUCCACCAACAUUGUGGAAGGUUACACACAAACAAGACUUGGCCUCAGCAGAAGCUGUCAUUAAAGAGUCUCUCUCCCAGUCUGCCUGUAUCAUCUCAGGGGAGUGCACUGAAACACAGAAUCUGUCCAUCUGGAUGAAGAACUGUCUCACUGCAGCGGGCAUGAGGGUGGAUGCCAUACCAAACACAGAGCGAAGCAUGACACUCUCAGCCAGCAGAAAUGUUAUCAAACUUUCCGUGAACAGCUCUGAUUUUGUAGAGAUCAGGGAAAUGAUGAAAAGGUGUGAAGAAUCCAAGGACUUUCUCCUGUAUCCAGUCAUCAUUCUUUGGGUUUUCCUGAAUGUGUCAGAUCAAGUCUCCCUCAGACAAGAAAAUGAUGAAGCCUCUACCAUCAUGAAUUUGGCUGAGGAAGCCAAGAAAAUAAAUAUUUUCCUGUACUGUGUCCAACUCCGUUACAGUAAGGUGUCCACCGAAUGGGAGAGAACAGUGAAUAGACUAUGUCAGCUUACCAUGGCCCUCAUCAGAGACAGAAACGCUGCCUUUACUGGACAAAUGCUGCAGGCCUGACCACAAACACACUCACAAAGACACAAAUGCAUUUCAUCAUGCAACAUCUGGCUUUAUAAUGGAAAUCAUGUAAGGUAAAUGUUGUAUUCAGUUUAUAAAUACUUCCUUAAUGUAAUGUUGCACUUGUAUGUCACCUUUCAAUGUAUAUUGAAUAUACCUGUAACAUCAAAACAUAAAUAAACUGUGGAACAUAAAAAAAUAUUACUUUAAUGAAAGAGCUGUUAUGAACAGCACGCAUCUUAUGACUCGGUGUAUGACAAGACGUGCUCAACAUCAGGGUUGAACAAAACUGGGGUCUUCAGCCACAACAUGAAGUCGGUCCCCCUAAAAAGAUGUAAUUUUGUUUGUAAGUAAGAAAAUGACUAAGUUUGUUUAAAUGCAUGUCAACAACAACCAUGUCGUCAUCUGAGUGAGGCCACCUUCCUACUCGCCAUAAUGCAGAGCUCACACUUGUAGGAGGACAUGUUUGAAUCAUUUCUGUUUCAUUCUGACUAGAAGAUAGCCAUUCUGAUUUACAACUCUUUCAGAAGGCAAUAUAAGCUUGCUGUAAGUGUUAAAUACAGAAAAUAUAUAGAGGGUGAAAACACUGAUUCUAAACUCAAAACUAAUUUUCGAUUAUGAGAGACAAUCCAAACAUCCUUUUUUGUACAUCAGACAAUAGAAUAAUGAUUAAUAAUGAGUAUCAAGUACUAAUUGAAAUUAGUUAUACUUUGCCCUUGCCAAAAAAUAUUUUGUUUUCCAUAUUCAA
Clupea harengus (Atlantic herring) is the source of this 2285-nucleotide messenger RNA. RefSeq names its product CDP-L-ribitol pyrophosphorylase A (gene crppa). Gene Ontology annotation, biological process: isoprenoid biosynthetic process; protein O-linked glycosylation via mannose. Gene Ontology annotation, molecular function: D-ribitol-5-phosphate cytidylyltransferase activity. Lineage: Eukaryota; Metazoa; Chordata; Actinopteri; Clupeiformes; Clupeidae. The record is from RefSeq and is a predicted model, not a curated record. The transcript is spliced from 10 exons. Bases 242 to 1537 code for a protein of 431 amino acids. Gene Ontology annotation, cellular component: cytosol.